AUGUUGGUGAUUUUUGUUGGUCGUAAAGAUGGUCAAAUAGGACUGUGGCUUGACAACAGUUGUGCAGGUGAUGUGUUCGUAUAUUCUUACAAAUUCUAUGGCUACAUUUCGGCAGAAGAAUGGGAUAUCAAUGAUGCUAAUGUUGUUUGCAGACAAACUGGAUGUGGAUUUGCAUUGAGUGCUACUUCCAGACCCAAACCUAAUAGCUACUACAACGUUGUCUUGGAAAAUGCAGGAUGCUUGGGAAAAGAAAAUGAUUUACAGUCAUGUCUGGGCAUUACUUUGGCAACAAAUCUCACUUCUAAUUCAAGUAUUGCUCGAGUGAUCUGUUCAAAAGAUAACCUCAAGCCUCGACUGGUGAAUGGCACCACAGAUUGCAGCGGUAGAGUGGAAGUUCACAACGGACUGAGCUGGGUGUCUGUCUGUGGAAGUAACUGGGGGAUGAAUGAGGCAAAGGCAGUCUGUGCACAACUGCACUGUGGAUUCCCUGUUCAAGUAAACAGCAAUUCUUAUUUUGGACAAGGAUCUGGUGAUAUUUUUCAGAAGAAGAUGGUAUGUUCCGGAAAUGAAUAUUCUUUGUUUGAGUGUGAUUUCAGUCAGCAACGUCCCUCAGAUUGUACACAUGCCCAGGAUGCCAGUGUCAUCUGUUCAGGCUUACAGCUGACAAAUGGAACAGACAGAUGCAAAGGCAUUGUGAAAGUGAACAACGGCUCUCAGUGGGGUAGCGUCUGCAGUACUACUUGGAGUAUAAAUGAGGCAACUGUAACUUGCCAGGAACUAAGAUGUGGCUAUGCAGUAUCAGUGCAAGGAAACAGCUCAUUUGGAGGAAAUCAGCAGCCCAUUCUAUUAAAUCACAUUCAGUGUAAUGGAUGGGAGAAGUCUCUGUCACAGUGUUCCAAUAUCCAGUUAGGAAAUGGCUUCUGUAACACAUCCAAAGUGGCAAGAGUGGACUGUUCAGGUGGUGAUUUGGGUUAUUUUAGUUUAAGGCUUCUAGAUGGAGAGAACUACUGCUCAGGCAGAUUGGAUGUAUAUCCUUAUAACUACCUUACCUGGGGUACAGUGUCUGGAAGUCACUGGGACAUCAGUGAUGCACGGACUGUAUGCAGGUAUCUAGGAUGUGGUUUUGCACUUGCAGCAUAUAACAACUCAGAAUAUGGAAAAGGAUCUGGUCCUGUAUGGUUUGAAGCCAACUGCAAUGGAAAUGAGACGUCACUGAGCCAGUGUCCGCUGACAUUACUGGGACCACCUGACACAAAUCCUCACGCUAAUGAUGCAGCUGUCAAGUGUACAGGUUACUUAGCAACAAGGAUUUUCAAUGGAACAAGCCCUUCUGCUGGGAGAGUCGAAGUAUUUUUUAACAAUAACUGGUACCCUGUUUCAACAGAAGGAUGGGAUAUAAAUGAUGCAAAUGUUGUAUGCCAAUCACAAGGAUAUGGAUUUGCACUGGCAGCUAUUACAGAUUCCAGCUUGGGUAUACGUUCCUCCUCUACAUGGUUUAAAAAUUUUCAGUGCACUGGUAGAGAGUAUAGCCUAAAUUACUGCUAUGGUGAAAUCUCAACAAAUAUCAGCAUUCCCUCUGCUGCUGCUGGAGUUAUUUGUUCUGCAGGGGAACUUAUCGUCAGACUAGUAAAUGGGACUGACCGAUGCAAUGGAAUCCUUGAAGUAAACAGAUUUUCAAACUGGGAACGUGCUUGCAAUUAUAACUGGAAUUAUGCACUAUCUGAUGCAGUUUGUAAAGAGCUGUACUGUGGUAGAGCUUCUUAUAUACAAAGUGACAUUUCCAAUACAGAAAGCCAAGACGGAAUUUGGAUGAAUAAUACAUAUUGCAAUGGAUAUGAAGCUUCUCUGUCAAAGUGCAGAAGUGACCAAUGGAGUAAUGGUUUCUGUAACUCUAAACAACAAAUCCGUAUUGUUUGUUCAGGUAACAGAUUUGUAACUCAUAACUGCUUUAUAACUUUUUUGAAUCAAAAUUUUGUCAUACACAUUUUCUAG
This is a messenger RNA of Protopterus annectens (West African lungfish), 1992 nucleotides long. Its product is annotated as scavenger receptor cysteine-rich type 1 protein M130-like. The coding region runs from base 1 to 1992 and encodes 663 amino acids. NCBI's taxonomy places the organism in Eukaryota, Metazoa, Chordata, Ceratodontiformes, Protopteridae. Gene Ontology annotation, cellular component: membrane. The transcript is spliced from 7 exons. The record is from RefSeq and is a predicted model, not a curated record.